This is a messenger RNA of Chaetomium fimeti, 1137 nucleotides long. RefSeq lists its product as uncharacterized. Bases 1 to 1137 code for a protein of 378 amino acids. NCBI's taxonomy places the organism in Eukaryota, Fungi, Ascomycota, Sordariomycetes, Sordariales, Chaetomiaceae. The record is from RefSeq and is a predicted model, not a curated record. The transcript has a single exon.
AUGCCGACUGCACUGUUACCCCCGGGAGACGGCCGCACUCGGAUGGAACCCGUCCUUCGCCGAAAACGACACAAAUCGUCCAGGAGGAAGCGCUACCCUCAGACAAGUAAUGCGACGCCGCCGCCUAUUCGCGCCGAGCACCCUCAAGUAACCGGCACCACGACCACAAAUCUACAAGUCGUCCCUCGCUCCAGAGAAUACAUCAAGCUUUCUGAGAGACCGUACAACAAAUUGCUACGCCUACGCGGCUUUCCCGAUGAGAGCACCACCACGCGGAGGCUCCGCGUCAGGGCCUUGAAUCCGAAGGCCCUCUGGGACAUGGGCCGCACCGAUCGCCUCUUGCUCCUGAAGAAGCUUGAGGAGAUGCCCGCCGUCAUCCGCUUCGACGUCGGCGGCGAGAUGCUCACCGAUAAAAACGGCGACACGGCCAACCUGGCCACCGUCUUGAUCCUUUCGGUCGCCCGGCGAGGCGGAGAGCACAGCGAGCUGGUGGGCGAGCUAAUCGGCCUGUCGGGCCCGGGCACCGUCCAGAAGAUCAAGAAGUACAUGCGGCCGUCGCUGGCGCGCCUAGGCAUGAUUGUCCCCCUGGCGCACGCAACGGCCCGCCACAUCACCCAGCCGCGCAAGCACAACGGCGGCCUGAUCGGCUCGGAGAGGGUCUUUCGGGACGUGCCCCACAUCAUCGCCACCUGUCUCGACCGUCUGGACAAGAAAAAGGUCAAAUGGCUGCAAAGCAGCAUCCUGCGCCUCGUGACUGAGUGGGGAGAGGACGACCACGACAGGGGAAUCCGGGUCGGCUUGGUGCUAGUUGGAAUCAAGGUCUGGCUCCACAGGGCUAUCGAGGGCGGCCACUUCGGACGUGCCGUCCUGCUCGCCAAGGUCGUGUUCGGCGGGCUCUCGGGCGUCCCGGGCUUCGGAUGGGUCUUCUCGACCACGCUGCCGUUUGUGGAGACGACGAUCAUGCAUCGACAGAAGACGAGAAGGCAGAAGUUUGAGGCCGUGUGGGACCAGAUAUUGGGUACGGUGCGGGUGGCGAUCGACGACCUUCCCGGGCGCCGGACUGCUGAGGGCGAAGGACGUUACAGGGAGUACGAGACUUAUCUGCGGAGGGUGCUGGAUUACCAACUGCCCUUAUAA